AUGCUGGCUCCGAAGAAAGGCCUGCUGUGCAACCUCAACCACAUCCAUCUGCAGCACAUCUCCUUGGGGCUGCACCUCUCCCGGCACCCAGAGCUCCAAGAGACCUCUGCCUCCAUGGGUGGAGGAGACCAGACCGGCUGCAGCGACUGCCCACAGAACUGUGAGCAAGUGGAUGCCAAUUCCAACAACCCCUCCUUGAAAUGCCGGUGUUGUGAGUCCCACACUCAGCAGCCGGUGACGUUGGGUCUCCAGAACCAGGCAGCUCAAGAGGAUUUCCCCUACCUGCAUGCUGGGGAGGAGGUGGCUUCCCCUUGUGAUCCCCCUUGUGAUCUGGCUUCCUCCUCCUCCUCCUCCUCCUCUGUCAGUAGCUGCUCAGAUUUCAGCUUGGAUGACUCCCCUGUCUCCGUGUACUGCAAGGGGUUCUCCAGAGAAGAGUCGCGCUCCCCUGAAAAUCAGCCCAGCAUCAUUCCCGUAGAAGACAGCCAGUCCUUGGCUGGCCAGGGUAGGACCUGUGAUGGAAGAGAUGCCAACCUCAACCCACCGCUGCUCCAGAGGUCUGGAGCCUUGGCUGGGGAGAGCCCGGACAGCCUCUGCAGCGCCACCUCACUUGACUCCCAGCGUGAUGAGACCUCUCCCAGCACGGUGGUGCGGGAGCCCACCAGCAUCUGCGCCCACCUAGACCCUAACUGCAACUCCCUCCCCAACCCUGAUGCUGUGCCUCUGGCACCACCAGCCCCAGGAGAGCGGGAUCCCGCUCUGCUGAUCGCCGUCAGCACCGCCGUGGAUAAGAUUAUCGCCCACUUCAGCGCUGCGCGGAACCUGGUGCAGAAGGCCCAGCUGGGAGACAGCCGGCUCAGCCCAGAUGUGGGGUACCUGCUGCUGCACACCCUCUGCCCUGCGCUCUAUGCCUUGGUGGAGGACGGGCUGAAGCCGUUCCAGAAGGAUGUUAUCACAGGCCAGAGGAAAAAUUCCCCCUGGAGCGUGGUGGAGGCCUCCGUGAAGACAGGCCCCAACACCCGCUCUCUCCACUCCCUGUGCUGGCACGUGGCCGGGCUGGCCCCUCUCAACAGCACCAGGCAGAAGUUUCAUGCCUUUAUCCUCGGUCUUUUGAACAUUAAGCAGCUGGAGCUGUGGAUCUCUCACUUGCAGAAGAGCCCAGGUGUAAUCUCUGUGCUCUAUUCACCCACGGCCUUCUUCGCCCUGAGCCAAGGCCCUCUUCCCCACCUCGCCGAUGAACUGCUGCUGCUCAUCCAGCCCCUCUCAGUGCUGACUUUCCACCUCGACCUGCUCUUUGAACACCACCACCUCUCCGUGGACGUAAGACCUUUGUCCCGUCGGCUGGAGUCACCCCUACCUCCUGCCCAUCGCUCCGCUCAGGCUCGGGGGCCUGUGCAGCAUUCUCCGGAGGGCCAAAGCGGUGCUGCAGGGGGAAGCCUGGAAGAUGAGAUUCCUCCCGACACUGUGGGGAGGGCAGUCGAGGCAGAGGGCAGCGCAGGGUCCCAGUCCCAAACAGCUGUGCGGGGGCUGGUCCCUGGUCCCGAGGUGGGGGCUGCCCUGCAGCAGACCUUCCAGCACGUGUUGCGGUGGGGCGACCAGCUCAGUCGCAAUCUCCUGGGAGCUGACAGCUCCCCGGAGACCCACAGACCCGAGGCAGGCCCUCGGGAUGCUGGGGCUGGCCUCAGUGGCUGGUGGGGCCAGCUGAGCCAGGCCUCCAGGGUUUACGCUGCUCCUACCAAGGAAAAGUUCCCCUUCGUCUGGUGGACAAAGCUGCGGACGGCUGCGGGGGAUUCCAGCCCCGGCCAGACUGCGCGAGCCCAACCAGCCGGGAAUGAGCCCAGAGGCACGGAGCUGCAGCUCCUUCAGACCAAAGCUGUCCCUGAACUCUCCGGGCCAAAGCCCAGCAGCAGUGCCGACACCUCUGGGACCUCUUCCCCCGAAGACCUCCUCGUGCCUGCUGGAGCUGGAGCACCCACCAAGCCAGAUGAUCCCGCUGCCGGAGAGAAACUCCUGGCUGUUUCCCCAGAGCCUUGUGUGACUAGGAAUCGCGCAGCACCUUCUGACCCAGAGGCGGGUGGUCCUCCCGGUCCUGACAAGGGCAGCUGGCUGGGCCGGCUCUUUGGAGCCACCAGUCCCUCUACCAGGAGCUUCCCUCCCAGUCCUGAGACCGUCUCAGCUAGGUCCAGGAGACCUUCCAGCUGGCUGACCCCCAGUGCACGUGUCCUGGCUGGGGUGGUGAAGGGGCUGGCGUCUGAGAAGACCCAUGCUCAAGACCAGCCCGAGAAGAACACGUCUGACGCGCCCCAGGUUCACAGGGCAGUUCGGGCGCUGUGUGAUCACACGGGCACCGCCGACGGUCACCUGAGCUUCCAAAAAGGGGACAUCCUGCAGCUGCUCUCCACGGUGGAUGAAGACUGGAUCCGUUGCUGCCAUGGAAACAACACCGGCCUAGUUCCUGUCGGCUACACGUCGCUCAUUUUGUGA
This is a messenger RNA of Charadrius vociferus (killdeer), 2481 nucleotides long. It is a transcript of the gene RUSC1, whose product is annotated as RUN and SH3 domain containing 1. The coding region runs from base 1 to 2481 and encodes 826 amino acids. NCBI's taxonomy places the organism in Eukaryota, Metazoa, Chordata, Aves, Charadriiformes, Charadriidae. Gene Ontology annotation, cellular component: cytoplasmic vesicle. The record is from RefSeq and is a predicted model, not a curated record. Gene Ontology annotation, molecular function: protein binding. The transcript has 8 exons.